CUCAUCUAUGGUUAAUUUGACUUGAUUCACUGCAUAUCAAUUCUAGGAAUAUUGCAUAUAUACUUAGUGCUGACAUUCAUAACUCAUCUAUUACUGCUCUGCUCUUCCCCUGCAUAUCCAACUCAAUGACUUUGAUAUGGACAGUUCUAGUGGUUGCUCUAUUUGUAUAUCAGCUGCUAAGCAUUCACAAGAGGAAAAAGUUUCCUCCUGGUCCAAAAGGGCUUCCUAUUUUAGGACAUCUUCAUUUGUUAGGCAAAAAUCCACACCAAGAUUUACAAAAACUAGCCAACAAACAUGGUCCUAUUAUGUAUAUGAGACUAGGGCUAGUACCUACAUUCGUUGCCUCGUCUGCUGAUGCAGCCGAAAAAGUCCUCAAGACAUAUGAUCACGUUUUUGCUAGCAGGCCUCAUCAUGAGGCAUCUCAAUAUUUGUCUUAUGGACAGAAGAAUUUGAUAUUUGCAAAGUAUGGUGUGUAUUGGCGUAACAUGCGCAAAUUGUGCACUGUGCACCUUUUGAGCAAUAACAAGAUCAAUUCAUUUCAAUCCAUGAGAAAACAACAAGUUCAACUUCUUAUUGAGUCGCUUAAAAAGGAAGCUCAUGAUCGCGUAGCUGUUGAUCUUAGUGCAAAGAUUACGUCCUUAAAUGCUAACUUGACUUGUUUAAUGGUGUUUGGUAAGAAGUACAUGGAUGAGGACUUGGACAAGAGGGGAUUCAAAUCUAUUGUUCAAGAUGUUGUGCAUUUAGCAGCAACGCCAAAUCUUGGUGAUUUUUUCCCCUUCCUUGGUGCUAUUGAUCUCCAGGGUCUCACUCGCAAGCUCAAGGAUCUUUCAGAAGUGUUUGAUGAGUUCCUUGAGAAGAUCAUUGAUGAACAUGUGCAUUCACACGAACAUAAGCAAACCAAGGACUUUGUAGACACCAUGAUGGGCAUAAUGCAAUCUGGGGUAGCAGAAUUUCAGCUUGACCGUCGUCACAUAAAAGCUAUCCUCUUUGACAUGCUUAUAGCUGCUAUGGACACUACAGCAUCAUCAACAGAAUGGAUACUGACAGAACUUCUUAGACAUCCCCAAGUGAUGAAGAAACUCCAAAAGGAGUUGCAAGAAGUGGUAGGCCUUGAAAGAACGGUUGAAGAAUCCGACCUGGAAAAUUUGAAGUACUUAGACAUGGUUGUAAAAGAGGGCCUGAGGCUGCAUCCUGUAGUGCCACUAUUUUAUCAUGAGUCCAUGGAAGAUUGUGUAGUCGACGGUUUCCACAUAAAAAAGGGAUCCCGAGUCAUGGUUAAUUGUUAUGCAGCUCAAAGAGAUCCAAAUGUUUGGCCUGAGCCUGAGAUGUUUUUGCCUGAGAGAUUUGUUGGAAGUUGUAUAGAUUUUCGUGGACGCGACUUUCAACUUGUACCAUUUGGCUCUGGGAGAAGAAGUUGUCCUGGAAUGCAGUUGGCAGUUAUUGUCGUCCGCCUUGUGGUGGCACAAUUGGUGCAUUGCUUUGAGUGGGAGCUUCCAAAUGGUAUGCAGCCUUGUGAUUUAGACAUUGAUGAGAAGUUUGGGAUGGUAACAUGUAGAGAGAAACCAUUAAUGGCUAUUCCUACUUACAAUCUUAACAAAUCAUGAUGCAAAUACAAGAGAAAUAAUAUUUCUAAACUUAAGACUUUAUUACAAGCAACAUUAAAAAGUUUCUACUAUAUGGUUUUUGGGAUUGUUGUGUGCUUCUCCUACUAUUCCAAUAAAAAUACUUCAUUGGCGCUUCUCCUACUAUUUAUUUCACACAGUUAGCCUUUUUAAUCG
Solanum lycopersicum (tomato) is the source of this 1778-nucleotide messenger RNA. Its product is annotated as cytochrome P450 71AU50-like. The record is from RefSeq and is a predicted model, not a curated record. Gene Ontology annotation, molecular function: iron ion binding; heme binding; oxidoreductase activity, acting on paired donors, with incorporation or reduction of molecular oxygen. NCBI's taxonomy places the organism in Eukaryota, Viridiplantae, Streptophyta, Magnoliopsida, Solanales, Solanaceae.